Molecule: messenger RNA, 243 nt
Organism: Brenthis ino (lesser marbled fritillary)
Lineage: Eukaryota; Metazoa; Arthropoda; Insecta; Lepidoptera; Nymphalidae
Source: the annotation of a GenBank genome assembly
AUGGGCUCCGAGGCGGGAGGUUUAAGGGCGGCGGGGCGCCGGCGGGCGGGGGCGGCCAGCCUGCGCCGCGCCGCCCGGGAAGGGCCGCAGGGAGCGUGCGGGCAGGAGUGGGAAGGGAAGGAGAAGCGUGCAAAGCUGGCGGCUGUACCGGUGGCGGCUCGAGCUCGGCGGGCGCCGGACGUUUCUUGCCCGGCUCCGAAGUCGCGCUCGCUGCCGGCUGCUGCGCUGCGGCGGCCGUCUACG